Molecule: messenger RNA, 1814 nt
Organism: Drosophila biarmipes
Lineage: Eukaryota; Metazoa; Arthropoda; Insecta; Diptera; Drosophilidae
Product: cytochrome P450 9b2
Exons: 4
Coding region: 39-1553 (504 amino acids)
Molecular function (GO): iron ion binding; heme binding; monooxygenase activity
Source: RefSeq, a predicted model, not a curated record
AUAAGUUCUCCGCGUGGAAACACGUUACUUCCCUUGCAAUGGGUCUCCUUGAAAUUUCCCUGGCCCUCCUGGCCAUCGGUUUCCUGAUCUACAAGUGGAGCACGGCCACCUUCAAAACCUUCGAAGCCCGGAAACUCUACUUUGAAAAACCGUACCCACUUGUGGGAAAUUCAGGCGGGUCUUUUUUUCAGAGAAGGAGCUUUCAGAAGGAGUUGUCCGAGUUCUACGAUCGCACUCGGGAGCAAAAAUUAGCCGGCUUUUUCAAUCUUCGCACGCCCAUGAUCGCGGUCAACGAUCCGCAGCUGAUUAAAAAGGUCUGCAUAAAGGACUUCGACCACUUCCCCAACCACCCACUUGUUUUUCAUUCCGACGAGCGCCUUGUAAAUGACAUGGUCAGCUCGAUGACGGAUCAGCGAUGGAAGCACAUGAGGAACACCUUGUCCCCGGUCUUCACGGCGGCCAAGAUGCGCAAUAUGUUCACCCUGAUGAACGAGAGUUUCGCGGAGUGUCUGCAGCACCUGGACACCUCUGCAUCUCUUCCCGGCCAGAAGGGUUUCGAAGUGGACAUGAAGGCUCUGUGCAACAAGCUCUCCAACGACAUCAUUGCCACCACCGCCUUCGGACUCAAAGUGAACUCGUAUAAGAACCCGGAGAAUGAGUUCUACGAUAUCGGGCAAACACUGGUUUUCACCCGUGGAUUAGGGUUCUUCAAGUUCAUGCUGGCCUCUAUGAUGCCAAGGAUUUUCAAGUUCCUUGGACUCACAAUCUUUGAAACCGCCAAAAUUGAGUACUUUGUUCGUCUGGUUGUGGAUGCCAUUAGGUACCGGGAGCAGCAUAAUAUCUCGCGGCCCGACAUGAUCCAGCUUCUGAUGGAGGCCAAGAAGGAGUCGCAGAAUAACUGGACGGAUGAUGAGAUUGUGGCGCAGUGCUUCAUUUUCUUCUUCGCCGCCUUCGAAAACAACUCCAACUUUAUCUGCACCACCACCUAUGAGCUGCUCCAUAAUCCCGAAGUGCAGGAGCGCUUGUACGAGGAGGUGAAGGAGACCCAGGGGUCUCUGAAUGGCGGUUCCCUUACCUACGAUACCGUGCAGAAGAUGACUUACAUGGACAUGGUGAUCUCCGAGUCCCUGCGUAAGUGGAGUUUGGCCCCCAUCACCGAUCGUAUUUGCACCAAGGAUUACACCCUUACGGAUGAGGAUGGCUCCAAGCUCUUCGACUUCAAAGCGGGCGACCGCGUCAUCAUCCCCAUCACUGGGUUGCACUUGGAUGAGCGCUACUUCCCGGAACCCAGAAAAUUUGACCCCGAGCGGUUCAGCGAAGAACGCAAGGGAGAACUGGUGCCCUACACCUAUUUGCCUUUCGGAGUGGGACCUCGAAACUGCAUAGGGAAUCGGUAUGCUUUGAUGCAGAUUAAGGGCUUUCUAUUCAACCUACUGCUCAACUACAAGAUCGAAGCUUCCCCAAAGACCACCAAGGAUUUGUGGGAAUCUGCACGCGGCUUAAACUUCGUUCCCAGCGAAGGCUUAUGGAUGCACUUGGUUCCUCGAAAAUAAAAGAAUGUGGAUACCAAACAGACUGCUUAGCUAUAAAAAAAAAAAAAUAUUAGUGUAACGUGGUAAUGGAAUGUUUAAAGGCAAAAAGCUAAAGAGGAACUAAAUGAUCAUAUCUGUAGAUUCAAUUCCAAUCGUAAUUGGUGGUUGGGCUUGAUUUUAUAUCUAUAUAUUUCAUAUUUUUUUUCUAAAAUUACUCAAGGGCACGAUUUCCCACCAAUUUUUAAUUUGCGAAUAAAAAAAACAUUAUAUUAUAUAAACAUA